Molecule: messenger RNA, 3437 nt
Organism: Carya illinoinensis
Lineage: Eukaryota; Viridiplantae; Streptophyta; Magnoliopsida; Fagales; Juglandaceae
Product: protein ALTERED PHOSPHATE STARVATION RESPONSE 1-like
Exons: 6
Coding region: 966-3155 (729 amino acids)
Source: RefSeq, a predicted model, not a curated record
CAUGUCAGCCAAACCCUCCUUUUUCCAAUGAAAACGGGUAUUCUUGUCUGACAGCUCUCACCCCUUGUGCUCUGUAUAAAGCAAUGUUUUUCUCUAUGGUUUUUAUAAGAAAAAAAUGAGCUCCACCUUCCGCUUUGCUCCGUAAUCCACCACCAAGCACUAUGGAAAAUCUUGGUCCCAGACUCCCCAAAAGGAAGUUGAUACGCUGAGGUUCCCCCCCAUUAAUUGCUUUCGGUCUGUUCGGGUUUCCGUUAAUGGCUUCGAUUUUAGGAACCAACUACUUCUCUUGCUUUCUCUGCUUUUCUCUCUCUUUAAUGGAAACAACUAGUUCCCUGUUCUUGACGCUGAGCAGUGUGUGAAAGGAAGUCCUACGAUUUACUCUUAUUUUCACGAUCUGGAUUUUUCGUUUCUUCUGAACCAUGCCAUUUCGCCAAGGGGGCUCCUUGUUUCGUGCAGAAGCCAUUUGCCUUUUGGUUGUUGGGAAAGGUUGCUCUCUCUUCCUCUGUUCAAGCCCACAAGGUUAGGGUUCGUAGAAAAUAAGGGCUCUCUGCGUAUGCAUUUUCUUGUACUCUUUACUGUAAAAAAGUUUUGAAGAUCGUAAGGAAGUGGCUCUGCAAAUUACGGUUUGUUUCAUCAGGCGAGUUGUCCAAAUUUCACUGAAAUGUUGGUUGCUAAGCUCUUGGUGGCUCUAUUGAACUGAAAUUCUUCGUCAUUUCGAGGGACUGUUUGUUUACUUGGUAAAUAUCCCGUGUCCAAAUUCUUAGCUUCGUUCAAGCUUUUUUCAAUUGGAAAUUCAGUUGGUACUGCAGAGAGAUGCAUUUUGAAGCCUUUGGGAAUGGGGAUGUCGAGCUGGAAAGUUGAGUCUUUAGGGCUCUUUCUGGUUUUGUUCGUGUGCGUUUUUGUUUAUUUUGUGAAAUAAGAUGAAUCAAGUUUGUUGACCCGCAUCCCCAAAAUUUUGACGAAAAAUGGGUUGUGCGAACUCCAAAACUGAGAAAAAUGAAGCUCUCCGUCUCUGCAGAGAGCGUAUGAGAUUCAUCAAGCAGGCUAUUGAUUCAAGGUAUUCCCUUGCAGCUGCUCAUGUAUCUUACAUCCAAUCCCUCAGAAACAUCGGCAUUACUCUUCGGCGGUCCGCCGAGGCAGAGAUUAUAAUCGAGUCGUCUCUGUCGACCUCGGAUAAGACCCCAUCACAUUCGUCAUACCCGUCUCCUUCUCCGUCACAUGUUGCUGAUGUCUCGGACUCUCCGUUGCACAAUGAGAGCUCCCUUUCUCCGCCCGUGGCGGCUUUGAGUUAUAUGAGGUCAGGGGGUAGUGCUGCUGUGACUGUUAUGGUCAGUCCGAGUGGUGGUAAUAGUUUUGUGGAUGAGGAAUUGAUGGCAUUUCCAUUCCCACCGCCACCUCCACCUCCUCUUGAGUCAGGCUCGUGGGAUUUCUUUGACCCCAUUGAUGGUAGUGAGAGCUUUAGAUUUAUGGGGCACAGCGGAUUGGAUAUGAAUUCAGAUGAUAUGAGUGGAUGGAGACACUUCAAGAGCAAUGGGGCUAAUGAACUUCAUGAAGGAACCUUUAAGGCUGGUGGAAUCCCCAGUAAUAUGGCUACUCGAAAUAAUAGCAAUUAUGAAUCGGUGGAGCAUAAUGCUCAUUUAAUUACCUCUAGAGGAGUUGAAGGUUCUGAACAAACGGUUUCUGGUAAAGUCAGCAGGCUAGAAUCGGGAGGUAAUAAUAUUAACGGGUCAGCUGAGACUUUGGCAGGUAAUGUUCCAGUUGCUCUAGCACAGUCUGGUUCAAAGAGGGAGAAAACCAUGGUAGAGAAGGACUUAUCUGCGGAAAGAGAGGAUCCUUCAGAAUUCAUUACUCACAGAGCUAAAGAUUUUCUUUCGAGCAUAAAGGAUAUAGAGAAUCGCUUCUUUCGAGCUUCUGAAUCUGGUAGGGAGGUCUCCAGGAUGCUAGAGGCAAACACAAUCAGGGUUGGAUAUUCUGAAGCAAAAGGGAAUUCAUCUGCCUUGGCUCUUUUGGGGGCUUUCCAUCUUGUUUGCUGCCGUUGGAAAACUGCACUUGCUACUCACGAAUCUUCACAAAAUUUAACAAAGGUUAUUACAUGGAAGCGAACAACAUCUUCAAGGUCAUCCUCAUCCAGGAUUCCUCUUGCUCCAGCAUCAAAAGAAGAUAAUGAUGACAGCAGAAAUGAUUUUGUUGAAGAAUUCUGCAUGAUUGCUGGAAGCCAUUCCUCAACCCUAGACCGGCUAUAUGCAUGGGAGAGAAAACUUUAUGAUGAAAUAAAGGCCAGUGAAUCUAUCAGGAAGGAGUACGAUCGGAAGUGUGAUCAGCUUAGGCAGCAGUUUGCAAAGGAUUGUAGUAGUCCAGUUAUUGACAAAACCCGGGCAAUUGUGAAGGAUCUUCACUCACAAAUAAGGGUGGCAAUUCACUCUGUUGAUUCAAUAUCGAAGCGAAUUGAGAAAAUUAGGGAUGAAGAGCUGCAACCACAAUUGUUAGAGUUGAUCAUGGGAUUGACCAGAAUGUGGAAGGCCAUGCUUGAAUGCCAUCAUGCACAGUACAUCACCAUCUCAUUGGCAUACCAUUCAAGGACUUCCGCAGGAACUCCCCAAGGAAAUACCCAUGUUCAGAUAAUGUCUCAACUCCUAUAUGAGACUGAAUGCUUUGGCUUAAGUUUUGCCGAUUGGAUUAACAGUCUCACAUCAUAUGUGGAAGCUCUCAAUGGUUGGCUGCAAAACUGCAUCCUACAGCCACGAGAACGCUCCAGGGCCAGAAAGCCGUUAUCCCCUCGUCGACUUCUGGCACCACCUGUAUUUGUUCUCUGUCGUGAUUGGUCAGCUGGGCUUAAAGCUUUGCCAUCUGAUGAACUUAGUAAUGCAAUCAAAACAUUUUUAUUGGAGGUUCACCAGUUGAUGGAGCAACAAGCUGAACAACCGCAGAAGAAACAGGAACCUACUGAUGCAGAAAAUGGAGAACCAGAAAGCAAAGAAAAUCAAAAGGAUGAUGAUGCUUCUUCCAAUUUGUUUAGCAUAAAAACAAGUUUGACAAAGAUUCUUGAUCAGCUGAAAAAGUUUUCGGAGGCUUCAUUGAAAAUGUAUGAAGAUAUUAGACAGCAAAGUGAAACAGCUCGAAUUAGAUAUUUGAAAGGUGGGCCAACUAGAACAUAAAGUUUAUGCAAUUAUCGGAGUUUGUGGUUGGAAUUAGAUACUUGUAAAUUUCAUUAAAGUUGCAAAGUACUGGCAGGAUCAAGUAUUUGGGGAGUUGUGUGAGAGUACCAGUUUGGCUAGAUUUUUGGAAGCUCAAGGUGGAAAUCCUUAAAUUUACGGGUUCGGAUAACUUUUUCACACUGGAGUUUAUGCUAAAAUGUCUACUCACUUUUCUUACAAGCUGAUUUGAUAAAGGGUAAUACACCUUGUUGCCAAAAGAUUUACAGGCAUGUUGCUUCGCCA